AUGUCCCGCCCAGCAGAAAAACCCCAGUUCUACAACUACGACCCAUCUCUCGCCGCAGCCAUCAUCUUCACCAUAGCUUUCACCUUCAUCACUGGGUUCUCCACCUACCAGUUCUACAAAGCAUUCACCCACCCAGCAGCCUCCAAACUAGACAAAAAACGUACCCUUAUCAUCAUUCCGUUUCUUCUAGGAGGCCUCUGUGAAAUCAUAGGAUGUAUAGGAAGAUGUGUUUCUUCACAGGAUGUGGAGGCUAAGGAUCCGUUUAUCAUGCAAGCGGUGCUUUUGCUUGUGGCUGCUGCUCUUUUUGCAGCCACUAUUUAUAUGAUUUUGGGCAGAGUGAUUGCCAUGUUGAACAGUGCUCAUCAGUCGUUGGUUCCAGUAAAGUGGUUGACGAAAAUCUUUGUUUUAGGUGAUGUUAUUUCGUUUUUCAUGCAAGGAAUCGGAGCUUCUGUUCGUGCUGCUGACCAGAGUAAGGCUGAUAUUUCAGAACGAAUCAUUAUUGCUGGUUUGUUUGUGCAAAUUGCAUUUUUUGGCGUUUUCAUGGUCGUGACGGCGCUUUUCCAGUGGAAAAUAUGGAAAACCCCGUGUCCUGAAGCCCAGGCGUUGAGGUUCACCCCGUCAAAGUGGUUCAACUGGCAAAUGCUUCUUUAUACGCUUUUUGCAUGCUCCUUGUUGAUUCUCGUGAGGUGUAUAAUUAGAGCGGUUGAGUAUAUCGAGGGCUACGACGGGUACUUGAUUUCGAACGAGGUGUUUCUAUACACUUUGGACCUUUUGUUGAUGUUUAUCAAUAUGGUCUUGUUGUGCUGGCAGGAUGUGUGUGGGUACUUUGCCGAGGUUGGGCCGGUUUCCAGAGAUGAGAAGUUGUUGGAGGGGUCUGGAGGGGGAGUUAUGGAAGGUGAUCCGUUUAAGGAUGAGACAGAAGUGGGAAGUGGUGGUGUGAAGCCAGUGGAGCUGUGA
Candidozyma haemuli is the source of this 957-nucleotide messenger RNA. Its product is annotated as RTA1 domain-containing protein. Lineage: Eukaryota; Fungi; Ascomycota; Pichiomycetes; Serinales; Metschnikowiaceae. Gene Ontology annotation, cellular component: membrane. The transcript has a single exon. Bases 1 to 957 code for a protein of 318 amino acids. The record is from RefSeq and is a predicted model, not a curated record.